Molecule: messenger RNA, 3954 nt
Organism: Ciona intestinalis (vase tunicate)
Lineage: Eukaryota; Metazoa; Chordata; Ascidiacea; Phlebobranchia; Cionidae
Source: RefSeq, a predicted model, not a curated record
UUGAGGUUUGUUUAUAUUUACUGUUUACAGCAAAAAAGUAAUUUAUUUUCGCAAUCGAUGUUACGACUGACAGUUGGCUUUGUUCUCACUACUCUCCUGUGGCAAGGUGCCAAGGCGACCUCGUUAACGAGGGAUUACUGGGGACAUUGGAGCCCGUGGGGGGCAUGUAGUGUGUCCUGUGACAUUGGCCAUCAAACCAGGACCAGGGCAUGUCAGUUUUAUUCGGACUCAAUGUGUGACGGACCGAAAGUCCAGCAACGACCCUGCAACAAACUAAUUUGCCCGUCAUACCUCGACGUACCGCGUUUUCACUUCAAAGGAAAAUAUGUGGUCGACAGCCCGACUAAUAAUAACAACCGGUGUUACUUUAAUACCAAGUACUUUAGUCCCACUUUCAGCACCGGCAGAGGGGAAUCAGCAUCUCCGACUUAUUCGAAACAUGGAAAUCCCAAGUAUCGUUUCUCAAGAUCUUCGCACAACCCAAUGGGAAACGGUCAUUUUGAUUUUUAUGAAACUGCAGUAACGUCAGUGUGUAGAGCUUCUGGAAAAUCAUGUACAAACCUUGACCUUUUAGUUACAAGGAAAAUAACAGGUACAAACGCUGGACGAAUGGUCGACCUUGACAACGACUGGAUGAACUCACCAGAAGUUAUAGGGUAUAAGAUCCAAGUUGACGGUGUCUUUGUGGCGCUAAUGGAAAACGGACCAAGUCGGCAGAUCGUACAACGGAUUGUUGGACACGGAGGUGAUUUGGCAAACAUGGCCAGUAUUAAGAGCAAGCUGAUAAACGUAGAAUGGUUGGAUAUUUACUACCAGCAUAUGUUUCGCAACGCUACAAGCCUUUCUAUUUCUUUCGCAAUGGAUUUGUUCAACGUUCAUAGCAAAGGCGGGAGACUUGUAGGUACGAUAGGUAUGACGUCACAGAACGAUCCGCGCAAAGUAUACGGUGGCCGGGUUCUUCGUCCUAUGAAAGGAAAACAACAUUUUGCUUACGAGAUUCCUCUGUUUGUGAAUGAAAAAUUACAGAGAAUUGUUUUAGAUCUGUCUAGCUUCGUCAAGUCGGACAAAAAGGGAAAUUUUAAGCUCAAGAACCAACUAAAAUACGUUGACGUAAUCGUCUUGCCAAAUCCUGAAAUUUGUAAAGUCGUCGAUUGCAAAAGAUAUACAAAUGAAUGCGAUGGCAUUAAAACUGUUCGUUUGACAGACCGUGGGACUCUGAGUUAUAUUCAAAAUGGAAGUACAUGGUACACCAUUCUGGGCGGACUAGUUGAACUCAACAUUCAUAAGAACGGCCUCUCUCACGCUUUGGCAACCACGAGGAUCGGGUUGAUAGAUCGAACUACUUUACACCCACAAACACACCGGCAUAGUUACAAACUGUGUGACUUACUUCCAAAAUACUGCACGUCAACAACACAUAAAGCUAAACCGAAUUGCCAGAUUUUAGCUCUUGAGGAUGAAGCUGGAAUCAAUUUUAAACCAACUGGAGGUUUUACAAAACGUUUAAGUCGUGGUGAGACAUGGAAUAUUGAAACGGUUGCGUCAUCGUUUGGCCGUCCCUUGGAAGGCGCUGAUAUGAGUUUGAUGGUUAUGAAGCAAACAGCGGGACAAGAUACUUGCUCUGGUACAAAAUCGACACCUUGUUCGCCUUACGUUGGCCGACCACGUUCAGCCCUCCAGUUAUCCAGCGGUUCAAUACUUACCGAUGUAAAUGGAAAUGCAAAUCUUACAAUAAAAGCAGUCAGUAACCCAGGCAACCCACGUGGUUGCGGAAUGGACGGCCAGGUUUAUCAUCUUGGUAUGAUCGUAUCUUACAAGACUCCUGAAGGUAAAGUGAUUCGCAUUGGGGAUGGAGCAGCUUUCAGUUCAGCCACUUCGUCUUCAGUUACGGAAGCUACAGCAAGGAAACAAUGUCAUCUUACUUCAACUCGUUUCACGUUUGGCUUCAUGCUUAAAGUUUUCGGGUCGUUACCUGCUUCUGUGAUGAGAAAGCGUUGUCCAAGCUGGACUAAGGACAUACGGCCAAUAUUUCAACUUUAUUACAAUCUCUACCCAGUUAUGCAUACACAUGAUGUUAUAAACCUAAGAUCUGUCGGCGAUGUAAGAUCUAAGCUACGUAUGAUCAAUAUGUCGAUGUUUGAAUACGACUGGAAUCAUCCCAACUUCAUGCCGACCACUCGUGACCUUUCACCUGAUAAGACGGAAAUCGUAAGAAGGUGGCUCGAAUGUGAGAUGAAUGGAACACCUGAGGAUGCCACAAGUUCAAAGAGAGAUGAAAUGAUAGAGGCUCGCAACGCUGUGUGUGGUACGCCGAAUAAAGUCAUCAAAACAAUGGAGGAAAUCCGCAACAUAAUCCAGAUGGGAAUAUGGGUCGAACUGUACACCAUACCCCCCUAUAUGACUGCCAUGUUAUCUCUCAAGCGUGAAAAGUUUAAAGAAGUUUACAAUAUACUGAAAAGCGUAUCUACAGAGGAAAUGCUCCAUAUGGUUCUUAAUGCAAACGUGCUUAACUCAAUUGGCGGUAAACCAAACACAACAGAUACGUUCUGGUUGCCAGAUUACCCAACCACCCUACCUUCAAUGGGAUUUUACCAGAUUCGCCCCGAUAUCACAUUAACGAUUGCCCCCUUUUCCCGCGCCAUCGUGAAAGAUGUUUUCAUGGAAAUUGAGAAACCAGCUUCCCCGAAUGUUAUGACAAUAUUGCACAAUGUCGCCCUCAUGUGGGCUCGACUACCUGGAGAUGCCGGCGGUCGUUGGAAAAGUUUUGAAACUGAGGGAAAAACCCUUUACGCAGAUACACUCUCAAGGCUAAACGCCAGCUCUGGUCCAGUGUGGCUACGAAGGGCGGAUUCUCUACGUUCCAUCUUGGACACGGUAUCGGCGGAUGAAGCUCAAACAGAAGACAGCAACGAUUGGCGUUACUUAUUUCAAACGGCGACCGAACUUCUGGAAAAUCCUGAGAUCGCGGACGUUUACACCAUUGGAGGAUUCUACGCUCACGCCAUGUUGCGUUUAAUACAAGCGGAAGCCUGCGUUAAAAUGGAUUCACCCAACAACACUGUGUUUACCGGUGACCCCACAAGACAGUUCGGACCAGAGCAGUGGUAUGUGACCAAGGGUCUGAGCAGUGCAACUUUAUUUCCCGUCCACGGUUUAAAAUCUGCGAUCGAAGCGCUCAUGGAAGUUGUAUAUGAAGGAGAGGGUGGCACACCAUGCGCACCUUUCAUAACUGAAAUAGCCGAGAACGAAAAUUCCGUUGACUCCAAUUCCGGUAUAAACGCAUACAACGAAAAAUCUCAUUACGUGAAAUUCCAAGAAAUCACACACGGCCGAAAGUUGGUGCCGGUAUCGGUUCAGCAACCACAGUGGCCUGAAGGGAGGUGUUUGCAGCAACCGGUAGAGGUUUGUGGAAACAACUCGAAUCUCGUGAGCUUUUGCUUCCAAGGGGAGUCGAUCGCUUUCACUGAAGCAAAUAAUGUUCUUCCUGGAGAAAUAGUUGAUCUUGACGGUCAUUACCUAAAGUCAGUGAGCGCUGUGACCAAACAUCUCAUAUAUAAGUUCACAUCAACUUAUACUGGGUUGCUGCAGUGUUUAGAAAUGUCGAUGAACGGGAACGUUUCCAGCAUGAAGAAAUGCAUGGGAAUAAUGUACGAGCUACUAAGUGCUGGCAAAAAGUUGGUGAAGACGCCAAUUCGUAAAGGAAGCAAAGUAAUGAAUCUACCGGUAUGGACUUAUCAGCGAGACCCAUACAAGAAAGAAGGAUUGCACGUUGUUCAAACAUCAACCAGCAUUACCGACGUAUUUUGUUGAUAGCAAAUUUUCGACACUAUUUGAAUUAUAUCCGGUGAUAGUUUCCAUUUAUUUCAUGUUAUUUUACUUUUGUUGUGAUUUAUUAUCCUUGCCUUCAGUGUUAACAUUUUCAAUUGUUUACAUUAAAAAAACAUGUGUUCGCUU